Messenger RNA from Rattus norvegicus (Norway rat), 1412 nucleotides. It is a transcript of the gene Hoxa13, whose product is annotated as homeo box A13. The transcript is spliced from 2 exons. Lineage: Eukaryota; Metazoa; Chordata; Mammalia; Rodentia; Muridae. Gene Ontology annotation, molecular function: cis-regulatory region sequence-specific DNA binding; DNA-binding transcription factor activity; sequence-specific double-stranded DNA binding. Gene Ontology annotation, biological process: regulation of DNA-templated transcription; limb development. The record is from RefSeq and is marked validated. The coding region runs from base 24 to 1184 and encodes 386 amino acids. Gene Ontology annotation, cellular component: nucleoplasm; nucleus.
GUCUUCUCCAUGCGGCUCGGGCUAUGACAGCCUCCGUGCUCCUCCACCCCCGCUGGAUCGAGCCCACCGUCAUGUUUCUCUACGACAACGGCGGCGGCCUGGUGGCCGACGAGCUCAACAAGAACAUGGAAGGGGCGGCGGCGGCGGCAGCGGCGGCGGCAGCGGCAGCGGCGGCGGGAGCUGGGGGCGGGGGCUUCCCCCACCCGGCUGCGGCGGCCGCGGGGGGCAACUUCUCGGUGGCCGCAGCGGCUGCCGCCGCCGCCGCCGCCGCGGCCAACCAGUGCCGCAACCUGAUGGCGCAUCCCGCACCACUGGCGCCGGGCGCCGCGGCCGCGUACAGCAGCGCCCCGGGGGAGGCGCCCCCGACCGCCGCCGCCGCCGCCGCUGCCGCUGCUGCCGCCGCCGCCGCCGCGGCUGCCGCGUCGUCGUCGGGAGGGCCCGGACCGGCGGGGCCCGCGGGUGCCGAGGCCGCCAAGCAGUGUAGUCCCUGCUCGGCGGCGGCACAAAGCUCGUCGGGUCCCGCGGCGCUGCCCUAUGGCUACUUCGGCAGCGGCUACUACCCGUGCGCCCGCAUGGGCCCGCACCCCAACGCCAUCAAGUCCUGCGCGCAGCCUGCCUCGGCUGCGGCCGCCUUCGCCGACAAGUACAUGGACACCGCCGGCCCCGCGGCCGAGGAGUUCAGCUCCCGCGCCAAGGAGUUUGCCUUCUACCACCAGGGCUACGCAGCCGGGCCUUACCACCACCACCAGCCCGUGCCCGGCUAUCUGGAUAUGCCAGUGGUUCCGGGGCUCGGGGGUCCUGGCGAGUCGCGCCACGAGCCUCUGGGGCUUCCUAUGGAAAGCUAUCAGCCCUGGGCUCUGCCCAACGGCUGGAACGGCCAAAUGUACUGCCCCAAAGAGCAGACGCAGCCUCCCCACCUCUGGAAGUCCACUCUGCCCGACGUCGUCUCCCAUCCUUCAGACGCCAGCUCCUAUAGGAGGGGGAGAAAGAAGCGGGUGCCUUACACUAAGGUGCAGUUGAAAGAACUCGAACGGGAAUACGCUACGAACAAAUUCAUUACCAAGGACAAACGGAGGAGGAUAUCAGCCACAACGAACCUCUCUGAGAGGCAGGUCACAAUCUGGUUCCAGAACAGGAGGGUCAAAGAGAAAAAAGUCAUCAAUAAACUCAAGACCACGAGUUAAUGGAUUAAAAUGCGGAGUAGAGGGCAGCUUGAAGAAACGCGUAAGGACUUGUUUCUUUGCCCAGAUCAUAAGAAUGCGUAAUAAUAACUGAAGAAUGGGAUAGAGAGACACUGACGUUUUGCUCUCCUAAGGGGACUCCUCUUCAAUGGAAUCUACAAUUAAAAAAAAAAAACUUAAGAAAUGGUAAAGAUUGCCAGUUCUCCCGACAAACCCACCAGACCGUUAAGU